Dentiscutata erythropus is the source of this 142-nucleotide messenger RNA. Lineage: Eukaryota; Fungi; Glomeromycota; Glomeromycetes; Diversisporales; Gigasporaceae. The record is from the annotation of a GenBank genome assembly.
AGGUGGAGUGCCAGUGCACUCAGAACAUGCAAAUUUACAGGAACCACAGCGGACCGAACAUUUUGAAACACAAAUACCAGAAAUAAAAUUAAGCGAACUGCAAAAAGGAUCAUCGGUACAGUUGGAAGCAACAAAUAGACAG